Messenger RNA from Plasmodium relictum, 1233 nucleotides. The record is from the annotation of a RefSeq genome assembly. Lineage: Eukaryota; Apicomplexa; Aconoidasida; Haemosporida; Plasmodiidae.
GGUUUAAAAAAAAUAAAAAAACUAGAAGACAAUUCUUUUAUAUAACAUGAAAAGAAGAAAAAGGGAAAUUUUCAAAUUUCCAAUUUUCAAAAAGAAAAUAAAUAUGACAGAAAAAUAUAUAGCUUAGAAAAUGAGACGAAAAAAAAAUUAUAUUUAUUUAAAAAUAUAUCAUCUGUAAAUCUAAAUUCUGAUUUUAUUGAGAAACUAUCAUACUUUGUAAAUAUAAAAAGAAAUAGUCCAUGUUUAUAAAAAAUAAACAAUAUUAAAGAAGAUAAAAGAAGUGAAGCAUUAAAUGAUACUACAAAUUUUUUCAUUCAAAUUAGACAUUUAUUAUCAACUGAUGACAAAUUGUAAAGGCAAUAUAAAAAUUUAUUUAUUACAUCACUUUCUUUUAUUUAUCUUGGUGACUUUUUCAUUACUAAAGAUGAUAAUAGAAAUUAAAAAUUUUUUACACAUACAACUAAAAAAUAUAUCUGGGAUUUUCAUAGUUGUUCAUUACAAACUUUAAAUUUCCAUAGUAAAACAAAAGAUGAAAUGAGAAAAAUAUUUUUUAAUUUACUAUUGCUAGAAGAAGACUUAAAAAAGAAGAAAUCGUAUGAAAGAGAAUUUCUCCAUUUCUAAUCAAAAGUAGGAGAGAGUCUAAAAAUUGCUAAAGGAUAUGAAGAUGAAUGUUCAAAAAAGAUGAAGACUGCUUUUGAUAAUUUACAGUACAGUUUAAAAUAUCAAUAUUGUUUGAGGUUUAUAUGGAAUAAACCUUCGUGUAACUAUCCAUGUUGUAAAGGUAAAUGUUGCUCUUUAUUAAAUUGCCGUUUUAGACAAAUUGCUUUAUGCUAUCUACUUAAAGCAAAAAAUAAAAUAGAUAAAGAUUUAGAUAGUAUUCUUAUUCUACAAAUUGAUAGGUUCUUGAAUUCUUCUGAAUUACAAGAAAUAAAGAAAACAAAAUUUCAUGAAAAAAAAGUAAAAAACCUUUUAGCUCUGUUGACUGAAAACAUUAUGGAUAUUAAAAACGAUUUUAAGAAACAGUCAACCUUUGCACAUACUAGUCUUGAUAUGUUUAUAAAAUUAUAGAUGAAUUCUUUUAAGAUGAAUUUUUCUUCAACAAACAUUUUAAGAGAACUUUCCCCUGUUUAAAUUCGAUUCAAGAGGGAUUUCCAUUAUUCAGAUCUAAACGAAGAAUUAAGAGAAAAAUUUUGUUAUUAUAAAAGAGAAUUUUAUAUUUUAUUUUAUAGAUUA